AUGUGUAAAAAGUUGGAGAGUGAGCUGGACGACGCGCUGCGGCUGAAGAAGAGACUGGAGAAGGCGCAGGCUGUGUCUUUGUCUCAGCUGCAGCUGCUGCAGCAGCAGCAGCAGAAAGCAGGGGACCAGCAGCAGCAGCAGCAGCAGCAGCAGCAGCAAAUCAAUCAACUCAUCAAACAUAAUGCAGAACUAGAAGCAACCGUUAAAGACCUUACUGAAAGCAAAGACAAACUAACGCAGCAGCUGAUGCAGCUUUUCUCCAAAACUGAAUCGACGCCAGACUCAGCACAAGACCUCAAGAAGCACAAGCAGCAGCAAUGA
This is a messenger RNA of Eimeria mitis, 321 nucleotides long. RefSeq lists its product as uncharacterized. The coding region runs from base 1 to 321 and encodes 106 amino acids. The transcript is spliced from 3 exons. The record is from RefSeq and is a predicted model, not a curated record. Lineage: Eukaryota; Apicomplexa; Conoidasida; Eucoccidiorida; Eimeriidae.